Metarhizium brunneum ARSEF 3297 is the source of this 1101-nucleotide messenger RNA. RefSeq lists its product as uncharacterized. NCBI's taxonomy places the organism in Eukaryota, Fungi, Ascomycota, Sordariomycetes, Hypocreales, Clavicipitaceae. The record is from RefSeq and is a predicted model, not a curated record.
AUGGCUCUAACGUGGACGUUUUGGACAUUUGCCAUUCUAUCCGUCUACUUGCGCCUCUACGUAGGGCUCAAGUGCAGACACCGGGUUGCCCUGGAUGACUGGGUCAUGCUCCUCGCCUUGGCCUGCCACACCUUGUUCCAGACCUUUCUGACUCUGGCCUGCGUCACCGGCCUUGGCUACCCCGUGGAUACAAUGACCUUGGAGGAAAUCAUCGCAAUGUCCAAGUGGCAAUGGGGCACCGUGCCGGUCAAUAUUCUCGCCAACACCAUCUCCAGAGUGUCCAUUGCCAUCAUGCUCGUUCAGAUAUUCGGCGUCCACAAAUGGUUCAGGAGAGCCAUCGCCGCCGUGACCGCUACCCUCACGACGUUUGGACUCGUCAACUUCAUCUACGUCUUCUUCCAGACAAAACCAUUCCAGGCAAACUGGGAUGUUCGGAUCAAACCCGAGCGGCGCCUGCAACCUUUUGCACACUAUAUUCUCAUAUUCACUCAGUGUGUCCUGUUUGCCUUGUCAGACUUCAUGUACGCCUUCUUCCCCGUCAUCCUCAUCUGGAGUCUCCAGCUGGCUACCCGGAAGAAAGUUGGCCUGAUUUUUAUCAUGACGGGAUCCUUUAUUACCAUGAUGGCUGCUAUUGGCCGCGUCGUUAUUGUAAGAGACACGUUUACUGUUAGCGCCGAUCGUUCUCUGGACUCGGAUCGCAUCUUCGUCAUGUUCGGCAUCACUAGCCUCUUGGCCUCGGUCGAGGGGUCACUCGUCAUCAUUCUUGGCAGCUUGCCCAAGAUGAAGGCUGCCACAAAACUCAAGUCGUUUGAGGCAAUUUCUUCGUCCUUCAGCUCUCUUAUUGGCAGGCUUCGUACGGGAGGUCAGUCGGACGCUCCAUCGUCGGCGACCAACUAUGGCCGGGCAGAGUCAGAUAUCGAGCUUUGCGCAUCUCAUGGACAUGGCAUGGUUUGCUGUCCUGCGUGUAAGCACCAUUGCUCUGCCCGCGCAGUGGACAUGGACUCGAUGGCCAGUGCUUUGCCUAGAGGGUGGGAAAAUGAAUUCCAGGCGGUGGAGGGCCACGCUGUUAUUUACGGACCGGAAGCCAAGAACUAUGUAUAA